GUCUUACCACCUCCCCCACCCCGCUAUACCAUCCCCGUCGCCUAUCAGGCGGGCGCGGCAAAUGGUAUGGCGGUCCCGGUCGUCGAGACCAACAAUACAAUCACCCACCCAGAAGGCGGAUGUCCAUUACAGGUUGGAGAAGCCCUCUUCCUUGUGCCAACGGUUGACUCCAACGUGCUAAUUCGAGAUUGCGCUGCAGGAACCUAUACUCUGAAAGACGACCUUCUCCUAGCCACACCUCCCCCUCAUCCGUCCGAAGCUCCAAUUGUGAACCCGAAUCCUCUUGCGACAGUUCCAUCGCCUCCAACUAGUGGAGUCAAGCUGUGUUUGGUCAGCCUCGACCCUCGCAAGAAACCCCCCACCUUCUUGAAGACUGCCGUCGUUGCCCCGCAAUUCGGAGAUGGAAACCCAGCACUUGCACCGCCCGCACCGCCAGCUAAGGAGAAGGAUGCGCAGAAGAGACGAAAGCCGAAAAACAACAUCAUCAAGAGCAGUUCCUCAUUUGUGUCCCGAGUCAUCACCCACGAGACCUCUACAAAGCGACUGAAUGACCGCGACCAGAACGGUGUCUUUGCCUUUGCCAACAUCAACCGAGCAUUCCAGUGGCUCGAUCUUUCCUCGGCGUCGAAAGAGGAACAUCUCACCAAAGUUCUCUUCACCAAGGCACAUAUGCUGUGCCAUGACAUCAACGACAUGACCAAAACUUCGUCCCAUCUGGACAUUGUGAUGGGCUCGUCCGCCGGAGAUAUCAUCUGGUAUGAGCCUAUGUCGCAGAAGUAUGCUCGUAUCAAUAAGAAUGGAGUGAUCAACAACUCUCCCGUGACACAUAUUAAAUGGUUGCCCGGGUCUGAGAAUAUCUUCCUUGCAUCUCAUGCCAAUGGUGUUCUGGUGGUCUAUGACAAGGAGAAGGAGGAUGCCUUGUUUACCCCCGAAGCCCCGGCACACCCCGAGAAAGACCAUAGUCGGCUGCCUCUUGAAAUUUUGAAAUCCGUGAAUUCGAGAAAUCAGAAAUCCAACCCCAUCUCUCUGUGGAAGCUCGCGAAUCAAAAGAUCUCUCAUUUUUCAUUUUCUCCGGAUCAGAGGCAUUUGGCUGUUGUCUUGGAGGACGGAUCUCUUCGGCUGAUGGACUAUCUGAAAGAAGAGGUGCUGGAUAUCUUCCGCAGCUACUACGGAGGCCUGAUCUGCGUUUGCUGGUCCCCAGACGGCAAAUACAUCGUCACAGGUGGUCAAGAUGAUCUUCUUACAAUCUGGUCAUUCCCGGAGCGUAAGAUCGUCGCAAGAUGCCAGGGCCAUAACUCCUGGGUCUCAGCAGUAGCUUUCGACCCGUGGCGCUGCGACCAGAAGACUUAUCGAUUCGGCAGUGUCGGCGACGAUUGUCGAUUGCUGCUGUGGGAUUUCAGCGUGGGCAUGCUCCACCGACCUCGCGCGGUUCGUUCUCACCUCGAUGUCCGCUCCCUCGGAUCCAUUACUAACAAACUGGAGCAGCAUCACCAAAACUCAACUCGGCAGCAGCACCGUAGCAGCAUUGUUGGACCCGGCUCACUGUCCACGCAUCGCAACCGGGCCGACAGCGGUGGCACCAGGUUCAGAUCCGACUCCGACCGAACUGAGAAGUUUGUCGAUGGGGAUUUCGACCCCGUGGAGAACCAUCCAGUUGAGCCCCGGUCGCGGACUGCGUUGUUGCCGCCUAUCAUGUCCAAAGUUGUCGGCGAAGAUCCGAUCUGCUGGCUUGGUUUCCAGAACGAUUGUAUUAUGACAUCCUCGCUCGAAGGGCACAUCCGUACCUGGGACCGACCCAGCGACAGUGUUGUUCACAAAUGA
Molecule: messenger RNA, 1821 nt
Organism: Penicillium atrosanguineum
Lineage: Eukaryota; Fungi; Ascomycota; Eurotiomycetes; Eurotiales; Aspergillaceae
Product: WD40 repeat domain-containing protein
Exons: 5
Biological process (GO): carbon catabolite repression of transcription
Cellular component (GO): cell tip; nucleus; cell division site
Molecular function (GO): protein binding
Source: RefSeq, a predicted model, not a curated record